Ascochyta rabiei is the source of this 1458-nucleotide messenger RNA. RefSeq lists its product as uncharacterized. Gene Ontology annotation, biological process: transmembrane transport. Lineage: Eukaryota; Fungi; Ascomycota; Dothideomycetes; Pleosporales; Didymellaceae. Gene Ontology annotation, molecular function: transmembrane transporter activity. The record is from RefSeq and is a predicted model, not a curated record. The transcript has 5 exons. Gene Ontology annotation, cellular component: membrane. Bases 1 to 1458 code for a protein of 485 amino acids.
AUGUUCACUUCCGAGAAGAAGGACAACGAGGUUGUCAUGCUCGAGCAGCAGAGAACCAACGAAGAUGACCUCCAGAAGUCCACACCCAUUGUCAACAAAGUCGACUACUCGGGUGCCUAUGAGAAAACCGACCCCAAGGAAAUCGCUCUUGUGAAGAAGCUCGACCGAUGGAUUAUGCCUAUGCUUUGGUCCAUGUACUGGCUCAAUUACCUGGAUCGCAAUGCCAUUGCUCUAGCCCGUCUUGACAAUCUUGAGAAAGAACUCAACCUCACCAGCACACAGUACCAGACCUGUGUGUCCAUCCUGUUCGUCGGCUAUCUGCUGGGUCAAAUUCCCAGCAACAUGUUCCUUAAUAGAACACGUCCCUCUCGCUAUAUGGGAAUCUGCAUGAUGCUCUGGGCUGUCGUCUCCGCCAUCACUGCUCUAGCCAAAGAUUUCAAAGGACUCCUGCUCACCCGUUUCUUCUUGGGUAUCACUGAGGCUCCGUACUACCCUGGUGCUGUUUACCUGCUCUCGAUGUUCUACAACCGUAAGGAGGUCGCAACUCGCAUUGCCAUCCUGUACACCGGUAACAUCCUUGCCACUGCCUUUGCUGGUCUGAUCGCGGCUGGCAUCUUCCACGGUCUAGAUGAUGUCGCCGGCAUCAGUGGAUGGCAAUGGCUCUUUAUCCUCCAGGGUGUUGUAACGUUCCUCAUUGCUAUUGUCGGUUUCUUCCUCCUGCCCGACUUUCCUCACAACACUUGGUGGCUCACACAGGCUGAGCGCGAUCUGGCUGUCAAUCGUAUGGCUAUUGAUACUGUCGGGAAGAGCGAGAACACAACUGUUUGGGCCGGUUUCCAGCAGGCUGCCAAGGACCCUAUGGUCUGGGUUUUCGCGGUCAUGGCUCAUCUACACUUGGCAGCCAAUGGCUUUAAGAACUUCUUUCCUACAGUGGUUCAAACUCUCGGGUUCAAUACGACUAUAACGCUGGUUUUGACGUGCCCUCCCUACCUCAUUGCAGGUGCGGUCACCAUCGCAGUUUCCUGGUCUUCUGGGAAAUUCAACGAGCGCACAUGGCACAUUACUAUCUCUAAGAUCGUUGCUACUAUUGGAUUCCUUGUGGCGUGCGCGCCCCUUGGUGUUGCCGGCCGCUACGUUGCCAUGAUCAUUUUCACUAUCGGCACCUACGGUGUCAACUCUCUAAUUCUAGGGUGGUGCGGAUCCACUUGUGGUCAGACCCCUGAGAAGAAGGCUGUAGCCAUCGGUAUCGUCACCACCAUCAUGAACGCUUCCUUCAUCUGGACCCCCUACUUGUGGCCCAAGUCUGAUGGUCCCCGAUACAUCAUUGCGCUCUCAUCCUCCGCUGCCUUCUCUAUCGGCACGUUUGCCACUGCAUGGGUUGCUAAGAUCAUUUUGAUGCGCCGCAACAAGAAGCUCCGCGAGAGCGGCGACGAAGUCCAGACCUUCUUUGUCUACUAA